AUGAAAAAGAAAGCAGUGAAAAAGGAAGCGGUGAAAAAGGAAGCAGUGAACAAGGAAGCGGUGAAAAAGGAAGCAGUGAAAAAGGAAGCGGUGAAAAAGGAAGCGGUGAAAAAGGAAGCAGAGAAAAAGGAAGCAGUGAAAAAGGAAGCGGUGAAAAAGGAAGUGGAGAAAAAGGAAACAAGAGCAAUGAAAAAGGAAGCGGUGAAAAAGGAAGUGGUGAAAAAGGAAGUGGAGAGAAAGGAAACAAGAGCAAUGAAAAAGGAAGCAGUGAAAAAGGAAGCGGUGAAAAAGGAAGCGGUGAAAAAGGAAGCAGUGAAAAAGGAAGCAGUGAAAAAGGAAACGGUGAAAAAGGAAGUGGAGAAAAAGGAAACAAGAGCAAUGAAAAAGGAAGCGGUGAAAAAGGAAGCAGUGAAAAAGGAAGUGGUGAAAAAGGAAGUGGAGAAAAAGGAAGUGGAGAAAAAGGAAACAAGAGCAAUGAAAAAGGAAGCGGUGAAAAAGGAAGUGGUGAAAAAGGAAGUGGAAAAAAAGGAAACAAGAGCAAUGAAAAAGGAAGCAGUGAAAAAGGAAGCAGUGAAAAAGGAAAUAGUGAAAAAGGAAGCAGUGAAAAAGGAAGCGGUGAAAAAGGAAGUGGAGAAAAAGGAAACAAGAGCAAUGAAAAAGGAAGCGGUGAAAAAGGAAGCAGUGAAAAAGGAAGUGGUGAAAAAGGAAGUGGAGAAAAAGGAAACAAGAGCAAUGAAAAAGGAAGCGGUGAAAAAGGAAGCGGUGAAAAAGGAAGUGGUGAAAAAGGAAACAAGAGCAAUCAAAAAGGAAGCGGUGAAAAAGGAAGUGGUGAAAAAGGAAGCAGUGAAAAAGGAAGCAGUGGAAAAGGAAGUGGUGAAAAAAAAAGCGGUGAUAAAAAAGCGGUGA
Molecule: messenger RNA, 906 nt
Organism: Knipowitschia caucasica
Lineage: Eukaryota; Metazoa; Chordata; Actinopteri; Gobiiformes; Gobiidae
Source: the annotation of a GenBank genome assembly